This is a messenger RNA of Hirsutella rhossiliensis, 2070 nucleotides long. Its product is annotated as transcription initiation factor TFIID subunit A domain-containing protein. The record is from RefSeq and is a predicted model, not a curated record. NCBI's taxonomy places the organism in Eukaryota, Fungi, Ascomycota, Sordariomycetes, Hypocreales, Ophiocordycipitaceae. Gene Ontology annotation, cellular component: SLIK (SAGA-like) complex; SAGA complex; transcription factor TFIID complex. The transcript has 4 exons. Gene Ontology annotation, molecular function: DNA binding; protein heterodimerization activity; TBP-class protein binding. Gene Ontology annotation, biological process: DNA-templated transcription initiation; RNA polymerase II preinitiation complex assembly. Bases 1 to 2070 code for a protein of 689 amino acids.
AUGAACCCGGCUUCGGGCCAGGCUCCCCAGCAGGGCCAAGGGCAAGCUCAGCCCGGCCCUGCUGGUCAGCCAGCGCGACCUCCGCCCAUGUACCACCCGCAGCAGAUCCGAGCCUUGCCGAUGCUGAGCGAGGAGGAAAAGACCAAGUACGAGCAAGGCCUGAGAGGGUUGUGGAAUAAGGCAAACAACUCGCCAGCCAAUAGCCCCGACCAGCUCGCUGCCAGGCAGAAGAUUAUGGAGUUUUCCAAGAUGCUCAUCACCAAGAUUCACCAACGGCGGAGUCAAGCUCAGGCGCAGCAGCAACAGCAGCAGCAACCACAGCAGCAACCACAGCAGCAACCGCAACAACAACCGCAACAACAACCGCAACAACAACAACCACACCAGCAAGGCGCACAGAUCCCCCCCCGACCCCCAUCCGCGCAGCAGAACACCUCGGGCCCGGCGACUGCGCAGGCUCAGAUGCAACGGCAGCAACAGCAACAGCAGCAGCAACAGCAGCAAGCGCCGCCAGGCAGCACAAACGCUGCCCAAGGCGAAAACAACGCAUCAGGCAUCACGACGGGCCAGGCACCGAACCCACCGGCGCCGGCAGCAGCAGCCCAACGGCCCAAGCUCCCCGACUCGAUCCUGCAGCAUGCCAGCAAGAUCAUGUUUCGCCCGCCAGUGCACAUGGCGGAAAAGUCUCCCGCAGACAUUGCCAAAUGGACAGAGGAAAUGAGAGAUAGGUACGCCCGGGCCCUUUUCACCAUGGAGACCAACAAGGGAAAGGUGGCCAGCAUGGAAAAGGCCAUCAAGGACAGAUCCUCGGCCGGAAGGCCGCUCAGCGACGAAGAGCUGAGGCAGCUUCAGCUGCGUCGCGAUCAGCAAUUCAAGAUCUACAUGGACGCGAAAAAGUGGGUGGACGGCGUCCGAAGGCAGCACGAAAUCCUCAACGCUCAACAGGCAAAUCAGAACGGGCCCGGCGGCCCUAACAAACCGCAUGCCACGGCGAACCAGGCCACUGCAGCGCCGCCUGUCAAUGCCGCCGUCGAGGCAGCCAAGAACCAGCAGCAAAUGGCCGCCGCCAACAGAGCUUCCCCCGUCACCGGGACGACGACAGCACCCCAGCCACAAACGCGGCCUACGCUCAAUACGGCGCAACCUGCCGCCCAGCAAGCACAGGGACAGGCUCAGGCGCAGGGCCAGCCACACAAAUCGGAGCCAGCUCGGCCGGCACCCGUCAACACAGCGCUUGCUUCGUCCAUGGCACAAACCCUCGCUCAAGCUCAAGCUUCUGCAACCCCAGCACAGGGAGCUGCACGGGUGCAAACACCGCAGUCGUCGACCCCGGCCAACACUGCCGCGGGGCCGACGCGAGCACUCAGCCACUCUGCUGCCCUCUCGCUUGCUAAUCAGAGGGCCACCGGCACGCCAGGUAGCGCAUCUAUUCAGGGCCAGCAGCCCGGGCAACAACAGCAGCAAGGCCACCCCCACGCCCACCCUACACAGCAGCAGCAGCAGCAGCCGGCUGGUGGAAUGACGGCCAAAAUGCCUAUCCCGAAGCAACUGCCUGAAAAGGCCACGGCGGUUCCUCAAGGAGUAGCAGUUGGCGGCGGCGUCAGUGCAGGGCGGCCGACCAUGUCGCAAGGCUCUGGCACGCUCGGUGGCGUUAUGAACCAGCCGCCCAUGGCCCGGAUCCCGGCAUACAACCACGACGCCGAGGGCGACCACAUUCUCAGCAAGAAGAAACUGGACGAACUGGUACGGCAGGUGUGCGGAGGGUCUCCCGAGGGCCAAGAGGGCAACAUGCUCUCGCCCGAGGUGGAGGAGAACGUUCUCAACAUGGCCGACUCGUUUGUGGACAACGUGCUCCACACCGCAUGCCGCAACUCCAAGGAGCGCGGGUCCAAGGUGCUCGAGAUUCGUGACAUCCAGCUGGUGCUGGAGCGGACGUACAACAUCCGCGUGCCGGGCUACUCGUCGGACGAGCUCCGCACCGUCCGCAAGGUGCUUCCUUCGUCGGCAUGGAUCGCAAAGAUGAGCGCGGUGCAGGCUGCCAAGGUGAUGCCAGGCAAGGGGGACAUUUAG